AUGAAGCUCUCUUUCCUGGAAACCUCAUCUAUUUCAUCAAGUUUGUUCAUGUUCAAAGCGUUUCUUCGUACAAAAAGAAACGGAAAUCAGAUCUGUUUCUUCGAGCUUUAUUUAACUUAAAUAUAUCCCAUCAGGACGAAAAGAAGAGAGACAGAGUGGAGGGGAGAUCACAAUUAUGAGAGAGCCACAGACCUUCCUCUUAUUCUUCUUCUUCCAACUCCUUUUCACCGUCCCAGUCACUUCAUACAGUCCUGCUGAGCAUUUCUCAGUCAACUGUGGUAGUUCCGUCGACGUUCUUGAUAAAGAUAAGCGGAAUUGGACCGGAGAUAUUGUCUCCACUCAAUUCUCUCUCAUAGAUCCCAACAAAGCCACCCAGCCCGUCAAAGCCGCCGAGGCACAAGUCAGCCCAAGAAUCCCCUACGGCACUGCACGCCUCUCCCGCUCCGAAUUCUCCUACUCGUUUCUGGUGACAGACGGCCAAAAGUAUAUUCGCCUCUACUUUUACCCAUCUUCCUACGACCCCCACUUCCUUCGCUUCGAUGCAAUCUUCUCCGUCAAAGCAGGACCCCAUACCCUUCUUAAGGACUUCAAUGCUUCAGCUAACGCCGAUGCUGGAGCUUCACUUCAUGUUGCUGCUCCAGAAGGAGCCAUUGUACGAGAAUACGGCGUCAACGUUGACCCAGGUCAGGUGCUCAUUAUAACCUUCACACCAAGCCAAUCUAACCCAAACGCCUAUGCUUUUGUCAAUGGGAUCGAGGUCGUCUCUAUGCCCACCUUCCUUUAUUACACCAAACCUGACGACCUAGAGGCUAUGAGCCUAGAUGGAAGAAACACCCAGUUUCCGGUCUUGAACAGAAAUGCUCUUGAGACUGUGUAUAGAAUCAACGUUGGCGGGAGUCAGAUCCCUCCCAUCAAUGACACUGGCAUGUUUAGAUAUUGGGACAUGGAUAACGACUAUGUGGAGAAGGAGCGCCCACAUAGUGUAUCAGCAGAUUUGGGUUUAAAGCUAGACUAUAAAGGUUAUCCAAAUUAUACCGCACCAGAUGCAGUAUACAUGACUGCUCGAAACUAUGGGAUGAACCAGACGUCCAAAUUUAAUGUGACUUGGGAGUUUGAAGUGGAUUCCAAUUUUACUUAUAUGGUGAGAUUGCAUUUUUGUGAGUUUGACCAACAUAUUCAAAAUGUUGCAGAGAGAGUUUUUCAGAUCUUCAUAGCUGAUAUUUUGGUGGAAGGUGUCGCCGAUGUGAUGAUAUGGAGUAACAGGCAGCUUCUGGUUCCUGUCCAUAGGGAUUACGCCAUAUCGAUGAGAGGGCAAGGAAGCUUGAAGAAGCAGAACCUUUCAAUCAAGUUGCAACCAAACCCGACUGCAAGCAGCGCUUACAGAGAUGUCUUAUUGAAUGGUAUUGAAAUUCUGAAAAUAAGUGACCCGGCCAGUGGCAAUCUUGGAGGUCCCAAUCCCAAUCCGCGUCCUUCUCCCUUAACACCAAACUUGCCAUCACCCAAGUCCUCCAAUAAAACAAGGGUAAUUUCCAUUGUUGUUGGGGUAGCUUUGGGCUUCGUCGUGCUAUCCGUUGUUGUUAUGUUUAUCAUUCGGCAACGAACAACAUCUUCAGCCAACGAAAGCAGUUCUUGGUGGGGAAAGAAAUCAGUAGACUCAUCAAAAAAGAACAAAUCUCAUGGUUCAUCAUUGCCGUCCGAUUUGUGUCGUCGCUUUUCAAUAGAUAAGAUAAAAGCAGCCACAAGUAACUUUGAUGAUAUUUUCAUUGUAGGCGUUGGAGGGUUUGGUAACGUCUAUAAAGGCUACAUUGAUGACGGUACGGUCCCUGUCGCAAUCAAACGGCUCAAGAAAGGUUCCCAACAAGGGCUCCAUGAGUUUCAAACUGAGAUUGAAAUGCUCUCUCAACUUCGUCACAAUCAUUUAGUGUCUCUCAUCGGUUACUGCAAUGACGGUAACGAGAUGAUCCUAGUCUACGAGUUCAUGGCUCAUGGGACCCUCCGUGAUCAUCUUUACGGUUCUGAUAACCCUCCACUUUCCUGGAAGCAAAGGUUGGGGAUGUGCCUAAGCGUCAAAGGAAGUGUUGGUUACUUGGAUCCAGAAUACUAUAAGCGUCAAAGGUUGACUGAGAAGUCUGACGUUUACUCUUUCGGAGUUGUAUUGCUAGAAGUAUUAUGUGGGAGGCCUCCUUUGGUACGUAACGUGGAGAAGCAAAAAUCAAGUUUAGUGGAGUGGGUCCGAAAAUGCCAUCGCGAGGGUGUGAUUCACCAAACUGUUGACCCUCUCCUGAUAGAAAGUAUCACACCAGAGUGCUUAAAAGCAUUUAGCGACAUGGCACUCCAAUGUUUGGUGGAAGAUGGGAACGAACGGCCUUCGAUGAACGACGUUGUGUGGGGCCUAGAGUUUGCGCUGCAGCUUCAAGAAGGGACAGAGGAAUUUGUGGGGCUUGAUGUGGCCGUGAUUGAAGGAAAGAGCGAGGAAAGAGCUCUGCUGAGAAAAGCGACAAAUGUGGAAGAAAGUAAAGUAGGGUUCACGAGCAGUGAUGAAUUAAAAGGCAGCAAGUUGACUACUUCAAGUAGUGAAGGUCGGUCUUUAGUUUCUGGGUCGAUCUACUCCGAACUGAGUCAUCCAACAGUGCGAUGAAGUCUACUGAUAUUGGUCAUUGCUAUGUGAUGAAUUUUAUUUUCGCUCGUUUCCUUGUCAUAACGGCGUCGUCCGUUCUAUGCUUGCACAGUUGUUUGACCCUCGAACUUUUCUUUUCUAUCCAUAUGAGCGGAUAUAUCCUAGAGAAAAAAACAAAUUAUACAAGAUUUGCGAUUUAUUUUUUAGGAACGAACAAUUUGAGAUUAUGCGU
Molecule: messenger RNA, 2849 nt
Organism: Prosopis cineraria
Lineage: Eukaryota; Viridiplantae; Streptophyta; Magnoliopsida; Fabales; Fabaceae
Product: receptor-like protein kinase FERONIA
Biological process (GO): protein phosphorylation
Molecular function (GO): ATP binding; protein kinase activity
Source: RefSeq, a predicted model, not a curated record